Messenger RNA from Temnothorax curvispinosus, 2277 nucleotides. RefSeq lists its product as uncharacterized. Lineage: Eukaryota; Metazoa; Arthropoda; Insecta; Hymenoptera; Formicidae. The record is from RefSeq and is a predicted model, not a curated record. Gene Ontology annotation, molecular function: aspartic-type endopeptidase activity; nucleic acid binding; zinc ion binding. The annotation marks the transcript as partial. The transcript has a single exon. Gene Ontology annotation, biological process: proteolysis.
AUGCCGGGCGGUGAAGGCGGCAGCUCACAGCCCUCGAUAUACAUGGCGGCAGCCGUGCAAUUACCUCCUCCGCCAAAUUUCAGUUUCCGAUCGGAGGAUUGGCAGCGAUGGUCCACGAGAUGGGAACGAUACCGACAAGGCAGUGGCAUUGCAAAUCAGUCAGAGGAGACGCAAGUUAAUCAAUUUGUAUACUUAAUGGGACCGCGUGCGGAAGACAUUCUGUUAUCAUUUAAACUCAGUAAUAUAGAAGCAAAAAGCUAUAAGAUAGUACAUAAAAAGUUUGAAGAACAUUUCGGAGCUCGCGUAAAUAUAGUAUUAGAACGAGCACGAUUCAAUAGGCGCACGCAACAAAACGAGGAAGCGGUAGAGGACUUUAUCGCAGAUCUCUAUCGUUUAGCGGAAACAUGUAAUUUCGGUACAUUAAAAGAUGAACUUAUUAGAGACCGAAUUGUAGCAGGCAUUCAGGACCAAAAGCUAUCAGAAAUAUUGCAAUGUGACCCUGAGCUCACGCUGGAGAAGGCUGUCAUGAAAGUACGAACAAAAGAAGAGGUCAGAACACAACAGGCAGUCUUAAGAGGAACGGAGGUAGCAGCUAACCUCGACAGAGUCAGCAGUUCCCGCGGAACACGUGGCAAACAGUACGCGAAAGGCUUCCAGCGACAGCAUAAGAAGGACGAGGCAACAACGGCGAAACGGUGCACCCGAUGCGGCACGACACCGCAACAUGCAUUUUCCUCGUGCCCAGCCAGGCAAUCAGCAUGCAAUAUUUGUAAAAAGACAGGACAUUGGGCGGCGAUGUGCAGAAAGAAAGCGGUACAUGAAGUGAAUAAAAAUGAUAGUAAGAAUGAAGCAGAAAAAGAAGACGAUAAAGAAGAUCUCUACUUGGGCGGCGUACAAGCAAUAAUAAAAGAAGAAAAAGAGGGACAAAGCAAAACACAGAAUACCGAAGACAAGAAGCAACAAAGAAACAUAGAUAGAAUAAGGACGAAGACAGCGCACUCCGAACCGCCAUGGAUGGCGCAUGUAAGCAUCAACGGAAAGGACGUAUCAGUCAAGGUAGAUACUGGAGCUGACGUGACGGUGAUAAGUGAAGAACUCUAUAGGCAGCAUCUAGUCGGCAUUGCAUUGACAAACGCAGGUAAAGGACUGCAAGUGGGAGACUCAAUACCUCUCAACGUGCUGGGUAAAUUGCAGGCUAAAAUAGAGUGGAGGAAUAAAGCAGCUAUUGACCACAUAUAUGUCGUCAAGGAGAACAUGCAGCCAUUGUUAGGCCGUCCGGCCAUUAGAGCGUUAGGCAUGUUAGACUGGGUAAUAGACAUGGUCAUUGCUGAAGUAAGUAACGACAAACCUGAAAGUGAAUUCGGUAAUGUAUUUGAAGGGUUAGGAUGUCUCAGAAAGUGCAAACCUUACCACAUUUGUUUUAAACCAGAUACCAAACCGUAUGCAGUAUCAGUACCUCGCAGAGUUCCACUGCAUCUGAUGCACAAGGUCAAAGAAGAGCUAGAGCGGUUGGAAGAUUUGGGCGUGAUCAGUCGAGUCGUCGAGCCGACGGAAUGGUGCGCACCGAUGGUUGCCGUGCUCAAGGCCAACAAGAAAGAUGUGAGGAUUUGCAUAGACUACACUGAACUCAAUAAAUGCGUUGUAAGAAACCGUCACAUCAUGCCGAGUGUUGAAAAAAACCUUGCUCAACUAGGAGAAGCCCGCUGGUUUUCCCUUCUUGAUGCGAACAAGGGAUAUCAUCAGGUGCCUUUAUGCAAAUGUUGCCGACAUGUAACUACUUUCAUCACGCCAUUUGGUCGCUACUGCAGUGAUAGACUACCGAUGGGUUUGUGUCCCAGCGCGGAGCACUUUCAAGAAAGUAUGUCUACAGUAUUGGAUGGACUACAAAAUGUGGUGAACCUAUCGGAUGACGUUCUUGUUCAUGGAAGAACUCUUGAAGAACAUGAUAAAUGUCUGCGUGCAGUAUUGCAGCGUCUAUCAGAGGCAGGUCUUACGUUAAACAAAGAUAAGUGUGUCUUCAGACAAAAGCGCGUAAGAUUCUUGGGAUACAUUGUAUCAGCGGAUGAAGGCGUGCAGCCCGAUCCUGAGAAAGUGAAAGCUAUAACCAGCAUGAAGAGGCCAACCAACACUACGGAGGUGAAAAGGUUUUUGGGAAUGGUCCAUUUCCAGUUAAAGUUUAUAGAACAUCUUGCGGAUAUCACCAAACCACUGAGAGAACUGUUGAAGGAUAGCGUCGAGUUUAUGUGGGAAUCACCACAGGAAAAGGCCUUCAAAGAG